AUGGAUCACUUCAACUCCACGCGAGUCUCCAACGACUCAGACUUCAGCAGCAUCUUUACAAAGCAGGUCCUUCCGUCUCUCUACUGCGUCAUCUUCAUGGUGGGCGUUCCUCUGAACCUUGUAGCCGCCUGGAUCUUCUUCAGGGUACCCGGGGACUCGGGUCUGGUGGUCUACCUGAAGAACAUGGUGGUGGCCGACCUCCUCAUGAUGUCCACCCUCCCCUUCAAGGUGGCACACGAGCUGGACCUCAGCCGGUGGAACCUCCAUGUGAUAAGAUGCCGCUACACCGCCGUGCUCUUCUACUUCUCCAUGUAUGUUAGCAUCCUCUUCAUCGGUGUUAUCAGCCUCGAGCGAUACAUCAAGGUCGUUCGCCCCUCUUCGUCCUCCACCUCCUCCCGCAGGUUCAUGUUUGGUGGGGUUUCCUCACUGCAUCUCCUGCAGAGCCCCAGAUUUGCUCGUGUCUUGGCUUUUUUCAUCUGGGGGCUCCUCUUCAUCAUCACCCUGCCCAACGUCAUCCUGACGAGCCGACCGGCCGACGAGCAAAGCUCCAGGAAAUGCAUGCAGCUGAAGACGCCGCUGGGCCUCAAGUGGCACAAGGUGUCCAUCUACUUCAACGUGUCCCUGUUCUGGUUGACGCUGAUCAUCCUGGCCUUCUGCUACACCUCCAUCGCCUGCCAAGUGUACAAGUCAUCCCAAAGGGUGCGCCGCGAUAAUGGUGACAUCCGUCGCAAGUCCAACCGCAGCAUCUUCAGCAUCCUGGCGGUGUUCUUCGUCUGCUUCGUGCCGUACCACGUCUGCCGCGUGCCGUACACCCUGAGCCAGAUGACACCGGGUUUCAGCUGGAACUCCCGUUUCCUGCUGUUCCAGCUGAAGGAGGCGACGCUGUUCCUGACAUCACUCAACGUCUGUCUCGACCCCGUCAUCUACUUCCUGAUGUGUCGAAGUUUCAGACAAUCGUUGCUCAGGAAACUGUCAGGAAAACGAAGAAGAGAUCGAUAG
Messenger RNA from Cololabis saira (Pacific saury), 999 nucleotides. RefSeq names its product P2Y purinoceptor 14-like. The transcript has a single exon. Gene Ontology annotation, molecular function: G protein-coupled purinergic nucleotide receptor activity. The record is from RefSeq and is a predicted model, not a curated record. Gene Ontology annotation, biological process: G protein-coupled receptor signaling pathway. NCBI's taxonomy places the organism in Eukaryota, Metazoa, Chordata, Actinopteri, Beloniformes, Belonidae. Bases 1 to 999 code for a protein of 332 amino acids. Gene Ontology annotation, cellular component: membrane.